CCUUACUCCGGCUUCCCUUCCGUGCAAGCACAUCUCUUUUGGCAAAGCAUCACGGCCGUCAAUUGACAAACCACCUGCUCAGCGACAACAACCUCGCUGUCCUGGGCCGUCCUUGUCCGAGUACCAUGGCACAACCGAGGUUCCAGGGCUGGAUCGGCCAUGACAAGGAGUCGGUCAAUGGCAAGCUCGUCUGGGGCGACUUUGAGCCCAAGCGGUGGGAGGAGACCGACAUUGACAUCAAAAUCACACACUGCGGCAUGUGCGCCAGCGACCUGCACACUCUUUCCAGCGGGUGGUACAAGUCGCCCUACCCCAUCGUCGUUGGCCAUGAGAUUGUCGGCCGCGUCGUGCGCGUGGGCUCCAAGGCCGUGGGCAACCACAAGGUCGGCGAUCGCGUCGGCGUCGGCUGCCUCACAGACUGCUGCAUGUCGGUGCAGGACAAGCCCUGUGACCGCUGCGCCGAGGGCCAGGAGAACUACUGCCUCAAGUCGCGCUGGACGUACCCGGGCCCGCACCACAAUGGCGACAAGGGCUGGGGCGGCUAUGCGACACACCACCGCUGCCCGGGCCGCUUCGCGUUCAAGAUCCCAGACGCAAUCGGCUCGGCGCAGGCCGCGACGCUCAUGUGUGCCGGUAUCACCAUGUACGCACCCCUCAAACACAACAACAUCGGGCCCGGCAAGUCCGUGGGCAUCGUAGGCAUCGGCGGGCUGGGCCACUACGGCGUCCUGCUCGCCAAGGCCAUGGGUGCAGACCGCGUCGUGGCCAUCUCCCGCAAGCGCUCAAAGAGGGAUGAGGUCCUCGCCCUGGGUGCCGACGACUACAUUGCGACAGAUGAAGACGAGAAGUGGGACAGGAAAUACCGAGGCAAGCUCGAUCUCGUCGUUUCCACUAUUGCUUCCAGCAAGGCACCAACCGGGUCAUACCUCAAGAUGCUCAAGUACAAAGGAUCUUUAGUGCAGGUCGGCAAUCCAGACGACGGGCAGAUCAGCAUUCCUCAGGGACUACUUAUCGGUCAGAAACUCAGCUUUUCUGGCUCGACGAUCGGCUCCGCUGGCGAGAUUAGGGAGAUGCUCCAACUUGCAGCCGACAAGGGCAUCAAGGGCUGGGUGCAGGAGAGGCCAAUGAAGGAGGCAAACCAGGCUCUACUUGAUAUCGAGGCUGGCAAGCCGCGGUAUAGAUACUGCUUGGUCAAUGAGGAUGCGAACAAGGCGUCACUUUAGAGGGUCAAGACUAGACGAAUACACGGCACUUUUGAUUCUUCGUCUUGACCCUCGCGUGCCGGAAUCACGCGAGCUAUUGCCAGGCUACGUGAGCAGGCGUGAGCGGUUCGUGCGAUAUGACUAUUUUUG
Messenger RNA from Microdochium trichocladiopsis, 1352 nucleotides. RefSeq names its product putative zinc-binding alcohol dehydrogenase. Lineage: Eukaryota; Fungi; Ascomycota; Sordariomycetes; Xylariales; Microdochiaceae. The record is from RefSeq and is a predicted model, not a curated record. Bases 126 to 1223 code for a protein of 365 amino acids. The transcript has 2 exons. Gene Ontology annotation, biological process: alcohol metabolic process. Gene Ontology annotation, molecular function: alcohol dehydrogenase (NADP+) activity; zinc ion binding.